Dendrobium catenatum is the source of this 804-nucleotide messenger RNA. Its product is annotated as agamous-like MADS-box protein AGL104. The transcript has 9 exons. Gene Ontology annotation, biological process: positive regulation of transcription by RNA polymerase II. Gene Ontology annotation, molecular function: RNA polymerase II cis-regulatory region sequence-specific DNA binding; protein dimerization activity; DNA-binding transcription factor activity, RNA polymerase II-specific. The record is from RefSeq and is a predicted model, not a curated record. Lineage: Eukaryota; Viridiplantae; Streptophyta; Magnoliopsida; Asparagales; Orchidaceae. The coding region runs from base 1 to 804 and encodes 267 amino acids.
AUGGGUAGGGUGAAGUUGGAAAUAAAGAAAAUAGAGAACAACACAAAUAGGCAAGUGACGUUUUCAAAGCGACGCAAUGGCCUCAUCAAGAAGGCUUACGAGCUCUCUGUUCUCUGCGAUAUAGAUAUCGCGCUCAUCAUGUUCUCCCCUUCUGGUAGGCUUAGCACCUUCUCUGGUCGCCGGAGGAUUGAAGAUGUGAUUGAGAAGUGUAUUAAUGUGCGAGAGCAUGACAAAGAAGGCAGGGCUAAGCUGGACAAAGAUUACUUGAUGAGGACUCUUACCAAGCUCAAAUAUGAGGAUGACAUGGCUGCCCACCAAGCCAAAUUUUUGGAGCCCAAUCCUGAGUCUCUGGACCCUUUGAUAUCUUUGAGCGAGCUCGAAUCAUACGAGAAAUUUUUUAUAGAAUCUCUGACACAUGUUUCUGAGAAAAAGAAUUUCUUGCUGGGCAAUAAUCUCCCCGCCUACGAUCCAUCCCUGACGAGCAUACCGAUGAACCUACAACCUGAACAAGAAGGAAUGACAAACUCGUUGAGCUACAAUCACAUACAAUGGGUCCAGAAUCGCUUUGUAGAAUUUCAUCCAACGAGGCAGGAAUCACGAGAUGUGCGAGUCGAUGUCAACUCAAAUGGACCAACAAGUGGGAGUCGACACGUGGCAACAAGGCUAUGCAUCUACGGAGCACUUCUCGGCAUCCGCGCCGUUAAUAACCCAGGAAUGCCAGCGUUGUCGUCGGUUGAGCUACAGGUCGAGGACGGCAGAUGUGGUGGCGAGAAUGUGAAUGUGAAACGAUCUUUGGCAGUUUGA